Molecule: messenger RNA, 356 nt
Organism: Laetiporus sulphureus 93-53
Lineage: Eukaryota; Fungi; Basidiomycota; Agaricomycetes; Polyporales; Laetiporaceae
Exons: 1
Coding region: 47-220 (57 amino acids)
Source: RefSeq, a predicted model, not a curated record
CAUCACGGCAGACCAUGGGAACACGGAGCAGAUGAUCCACCCCGAAAUGGGUGCGCCGCACACGGCAUACGGUAUACACGACGAACCUGGUGCCGUUCAUCAUGAUCGGCGACUCGAGAAAUUCCAUUACACUGUCGACAAGAAGGACGGCGAGGAGAAGGAAGGUGCGCUGUGCUACGUGGCGGCCCGGUGGUUGACAUUACGGUGGGUGCAAAUAUGACUAGGAUGUCUUCGCUCUUUCACAACGUUUUGUAUGACUCAGGGAUUGCCUAAGCCCGAAGGCGAGUGCCUGAAAAUAUGCGAGUGUAGAUUGUGAGCCUGACUUCGAUUGCAGAGAUGACCGGUCGCUCGUUGCU